AUGCGGCCGCACAGGUCUAAAGUCCUGUGCAUAGUUAUGACCAGACCGGCCGGUUCAGUCCGGAAACCGCUGAAUCGGACCCAGGUCCGGUCCGAGCUCAUUGAUUUUAAAAGGGGACAGUUCACUGGUGACAAUAGUACACCGCAUAGUUCAUCUCCACUAAAGAAUCGUGCUAGAGAAAAAACAGAUAUUGCAUGGGGUCAUUGUAAAGAGAUAUUAGAAGCUAGUAAUAAUGGAAAUAAAAACAAAAAAAAACUCGUUUGCUUGUAUUGUGGAAAGACUUUUGCUGGAGGUGGUAUCAAUCGAGUCAAACAACACUUAGCAGGAAUGAAAGGUGACGUUGAUUCAUGUCGUAAAGUACCUCCGGAUGUUAGAUUCAAAAUGAAAGAAAACUUGGACGUCUUUGCUGCAAAGAAGCGUAAAACUCAAGAAAUUCUUGAUGAGUGUAACCCACAUAGUUCUUACUAUCGGGAAAAAGAAGAGCAAAUGUAUAGAGAUUUGGGUGGUGAUGAUGAUGUUCAAGAAAUCAUCCCUCCUAAUUCUAAAGGAAAGGGUAUAGUUGUUGGGAAAAAUGAAAGAAAGGAAAGGGAAAUUAAACACUUAAAGCAACAAAAUGGAAUUGGUUCUUACUUCAUGCCAAGAACAGGUCCUGGUAACCAACCAACUAUCAAAAGCGUUCUUCAGAGCAAAGAAGCCAUAGAAAAGUGUGAUCUUACUCUAUCGAAGUGGAUGAUUGAUUCAUGUAUUCCUUUCAAUGCUGUACAUUCUGUGUAUUAUCAACAAAGUAUAGAUGCCAUAGCAAGCAUGGGCCCUGGCUAUAAAGGUCCAAACUUUCACAGUCUUCGAGGUUAUUUGUUGGCUAAAAAUGUCAAGGAGGUACAGAAUUACGUUGAAAGCUAUCGUUCAACAUGGAAGGCUACAGGUUGUACAAUUAUGGCAGACGGUUGGACAGAUCAAUGUAGAAGAACUCUCAUCAAUUUUUUAGUUUAUUGUCCAAAAGGAACAAUAUUCUUAAAAUCCGUAGAUGCUUCAAAUGAAUCAAAAUCUGCUAACAUGUUGUACAAAUUAUUUCGAGAUGUUGUGUUAUUUGUAGGUUCGGAAUAUGUGGUCCAUAUGGUGACAGACAACGCUGCAAAUUAUGUUGCCGCUGGUAGGUUAUUGGAACAAGAGUUUCAAACAUUAUUUUGGUCCCCAUGUGCUGCUCAUUGCAUUAAUCUAAUGUUUCAUGAUAUUGGUAAGUUUGAUGAAGUUAGUAAUAUCGUAUCUCAGGCAUCAAAAAUCACAAAAUACAUAUACAAUCAUUGCUACCCAUUGCAUUUGAUGAGAAAGUUUACUGGAGGAAAAGAAAUACUUCGACCUGCUCCUACUCGUUUUGCCACCAAUUUUAUUGCUUUACAAAGCAUUUUGAUCCAAAAGGAUCCAUUAAGAGCAAUGGUAACAUCUAGAGAGUGGACAUUAUCAGCAUAUGCAAAAGAAAGUAAAGGAAAAAGAUUCGUUGAUGAUGUACUUGAUCCAGUAUUUUGGAAAGAGUGUGCUACUAUUGUGCAACUUACUGAGCCCCUUGUUCGUGUUCUACGCAUUGUUGAUAGUGAUGAAAAGCCUUCAAUGGGAUACUUGUAUGAAGCUAUUCAUGUGGCAAAAAGUGAGAUGGAACGCAGAUUUCAAAGAAGGAAAAAUAGAAUUGCUCCUUAUUUACAAAUUAUUCAGAACCGAUGGGAUAGUCAAUUGCGUAAGAAUCUUCAUGCUGCUGGAUAUUGGUUAAAUCCUUCUUUUCAAUAUGAUAAUCUUGAUAUGGAAAAUCAUAAACAAACUAUUUCGGGACUUUUAGAUGUAAUUGAGAGAUACGCUUACGAUCAACCCGAUUUAAGAAGUAAAUUGACGGGUGAAAUGAGACUAUUUAGGCAAGCACAAGGUGAUUUUGGACGUUUAUCUGCUGUAGCUGAUCGCCAUAAAAUGGCUCCUGAGGAAGAGCCACCAACUUUGGUAGAAGAUGAGUUGGAGGUAUUUCGUCGUGAAUUGGGUGAAUAUGAAUUACAUUUUGAUGAUCUUGAUCUUGAUGAUUGUGAAAAUUUUGGCAACGGCAAUGAAAAUACAAGUGAUACAAACAAUGGAAACGAGGAUUUUAGCAUGACAGAGACUCCGUCAUUUAUACAAGGCGAAGGAAUUGAAGAAUUUAUGUCCGAGAUCCCAGCAUGGAUGCGCUCCAACUCUUCUUAA
Molecule: messenger RNA, 2217 nt
Organism: Olea europaea var. sylvestris
Lineage: Eukaryota; Viridiplantae; Streptophyta; Magnoliopsida; Lamiales; Oleaceae
Exons: 4
Coding region: 1-2217 (738 amino acids)
Molecular function (GO): DNA binding
Source: RefSeq, a predicted model, not a curated record